UUAUUGACACACACAAUCAAAAUACAUCACGUAUCUUAAAAAAAUAUUGAUUUUACCAAACCUAUUUUAGAAAAAUAAUAUUUUAAACUCAACAUAAAAAAGUCACUUCCAGUACAAAAUUAUCGACAUCGGUCAGUAGUGGUUGGGCGGGCGGCACAGCGAGCGAGGGCGGCGCGCGCGCCCAGUCUGCUUCCGUAGCCGCCGCGGUAACUGCUCAACUAACCAGUGCCCACUAACUGAUAACUUUGCCGUUAACUGUGGCACGCUUGUUAUUUAUUUUGAACUCUUCAAACUGCUAAUUUGGGAAGUGAUUACAGUUUUAGUUCGGAGUUCAUUUUUUGCUGUUUUCGUUCGAACUAUUUUGGGAUUGAAAUGUGAAUUUUUGUGUUAGUUAUUUUUAGUGGUGACUUUGAAAAAUUGAAGUCCAUUUUCUUCCUCAUUUGGACAACACUUAAACGACCAAAAUUCCAAUGCUAUUGAAUAAAAACACCAACAAGAAAAUGUCACACAAGAUGUGAUAAGCCCUCCAGAAAUUGGAUAACCAUACACAUACAUACUCCUAUUAGGUCUGGUACCUAUUUAAAGUUCUUCAACCAUGGCAGACAAGCUCCACGAGUACCAAGGCGUAACAGGUCGCCUCCACGGAGCCAGAGACCGGUACAAGGAGCGCUGGUCCCGAUGGAAGGAGGAACACCCCAGAGGGGUGAGAGACGUGGUCGCAGAGACCCUUUUUGGGAUCCCUAACUCUGAUGAGCCCCCCGAAAGGGUCUGGCAGGAUAGUGCUUAUAGUGAUAUUUAUAGGAGGAAAAGUCGUAUCGAAUUAAUGCGCAUAUCAGCUGCUGUGAUGGGCAUCGAGUUCUCCUAUGCUGGAGAGACAGCCUUCGUGUCCCCAACCCUUCUGCAGAUCGGGGUGCCUCACCAACAAAUGACCCUCGUUUGGGCCCUGUCACCAUUGAUUGGGUUCUUCAUGACCCCGCUUCUGGGGUCCUUGAGUGAUCGCUGUCGAUCGAGGUUUGGAAGAAGAAGGCCGUUUAUUGUGCUUAUGUCAGUUGGUGUAUUGUUAGGUUUAAUUUUGGUACCCAACGGAGAAGACAUAGGUUACGCUCUCGGCGACGAACUUCCAAUGAACAGGACCGAAGCCCCCUCAGCUUUAGGUCCCCGGAGCUCAGCACUCGACACGGAACACAGUAACUACCAUCCCUGGGGAGUCCUGUUCACCGUCCUUGGCACAGUAUUUCUGGACUUCGACGCAGAUGCCUGUCAGAGCCCGGCCCGCGCUUAUCUUCUCGACGUGACAGUUCCAGAGGACCAUGCGAAAGGCCUGAGUACAUUCACAGUGAUGGCAGGAUUAGGCGGCUUCAUGGGGUACGCCCUCGGCGGCAUUAACUGGGACGACACCCGAUUAGGUGAAAUUUUUGGCGGACACGUACGCGCAGUGUUCUCUCUCAUCACGAUAAUCUUCAUAGUUUGCGUCUCCGCUACCAUCACCAGCUUCAAGGAGAUUCCUCUCACCGAGCUGACUGAACAGGAGGAGUUCAGGAGACAGGCGGAGAGUCAGAGGCUGCAGGAGAGCUUCGAUGAAGGCCCUGAAGGACCGGAGAAGAAUUUGAAGAAGGAAAAUGUUACGUAUGGGGCGUUGAAUCAGCCAGAGAGCGGAGUAUCUAUAAACGUGGUAGAAACCGGUCAUGGUGGUGGAAAUCUCUCUCUAUCCCACUAUUUGAAGUCCAUCGUGGUGAUGCCGAGCUCCCUUCGCGUGGUCUGCCUCACCAACCUGUUCUGCUGGAUGGCUCACGUCUGCUAUUCUCUCUACUUCACUGACUUCGUCGGCGAAGCAGUUUUUGGAGGAGAUCCAGCGGCGCCAGUGGGAAGUGUAAGCCGCACGGAGUACGAAGCCGGCGUGAGGUUCGGCUGCUGGGGCAUGGCGAUGUACUCCCUGUCUUGUGCUUGUUACUCCACUAUUAUUGAACGGCUUAUCAAGAGAUUAGGAGCAAAACGCGUGUACGUGGGGGGUCUGUGCACAUAUAGCUGUGGCAUGGUGGCGCUCUGUGCCAUACGGGCCAAAGCUGCCGUGUUGCUAUGCAGCUGGACGGCAGGAGUCAUGUACUCCACGCUCUUCACCAUGCCUUACCUGCUGGUGGCGCAUUAUCACGCUACGGGGAUGUGGGACAGCGGCGGCGGUGGCUGCGGCGAAGCCCGUGGCAUCGGCACCGACGUCGCGGUCGUCAGUAGCUGCGUCUUCGUGGCACAACUCCUCGUCUCCUUCAUCAUGGGGUUUGCAGUCAAAGCUAUGGGCUCUACGGCGGCGGUCGUUGCAGUUGCUGCAACUUUAGCCGCUGCCGCCGCGAUCACUGCUACUAAAAUUACGUAUCUCGAUUUGUAAAUGGAUCUAUGUAUUUUCAAUGCCAAGGUUUCCACAGUAAUAGAUGAAUGGUACUUAUAUACAGAUAUGAUUUUGGAGACGGUUAUGUGUACGCAUGUUUCUAGUAGCUGCGAGUUCGUGGCACAACUCCUCGUCUCCUUCAUCAUAGGGUUUGCAGUCAAAGCUAUGGGCUCUACGGCCGCGGUUGUUGCAGUUGCUGCAACGUUGGCCACUGCCGCCGCGAUCACUGCUACUAAGAUUACGUAACUCGAUCUGUAAAUGGAAUUUAUCGAUGUAUUUUAAAUGCCAAAAGUUUUAUUGUUAAGCUUUUAAAAUAACAGAGAAACAGUACUAUACAUAGAUAUGAUUAUAGUAAAUGAAUUUGUCGUCGUAAUGGAUUGCUGUGUUUUUGGCACAACUAGGAGGAUUUCUGUGUGUUUUUAGCAGUUAUUAUAGUAGUAAGCAUAAUAGUUUAAGCUUAAAGUGUCGAUUUUCUUCUACGCUCUUUUAAAAAACUGAAGCUUAUACAACAGCUUUUGCCAAAACCGGUAGAUCACUUUCUUUACCAACUGUACAGUACAAGUAGAUACUCAUACUGAAACAAAAAUGUCGUUUCAUGAACUUCUACUGUAUUCAUGUGAGCUUAUAAAAUCUUAAGUCUUGUUCAGGACUUUGCUACAAAUACAACUUACUACUACUUUACGAGUAUGUGGCCAGUAAAGUAUGUCUCUCCAAUAUGUAUCUCCGUAUCUCGUGAAAUGUUUAUAUUUUGAAGUAAACUACAAAUAAGAUGUCUGUAUUUAUUUUGCUUGCGGGCGACUACUGUGCUAUGUUUACUAAUACUUUUUGAUCUUACAACUAAAACUGUGCUUAGCAUAGAAUAUCUGAAUCUAAAUACACACGUAGAUUUAUGUACAUAUGUUGAACAUUUUAAACAGUGUUGCAAUGAAAGAUGACGAUGUAAAACAAAGCUGUUAAGAAAAAUUGUCUUAAUCUUAAAGUCUUAAUGUUCUUUAUGUUUUAGGUUAAUUGUUGAUGCUUUGAAAGUUACUAAAAUAUUUGAUUUAACUGCUCAUAAUCUAGUCAUUGUUGUUAAGCUAUUAAAAAAAACAUUACCUACAUUUCAUUGUGUAUAAUAAUCUAAGGUAAUUAGUAUUAAGCCUGUAACCACAGAUCUCGAUGUUUGUGAUAACUAUUGAGUAUUGUGUUGUAAAAUCAAAGUAUAUUGACUGUUACAAAUCAAAUAAAUUAUUCAACCAAU
Molecule: messenger RNA, 3620 nt
Organism: Helicoverpa armigera (cotton bollworm)
Lineage: Eukaryota; Metazoa; Arthropoda; Insecta; Lepidoptera; Noctuidae
Gene: lovit
Product: proton-associated sugar transporter A
Exons: 9
Coding region: 596-2380 (594 amino acids)
Cellular component (GO): membrane
Molecular function (GO): sucrose:proton symporter activity
Source: RefSeq, a predicted model, not a curated record